AUGUUGGACGUUCUGAGUGAGAAAAUGGCCCCCGCAGGUGUGUCCAUCCAGCGCGGCCCCUCAUCCUGCCUAGUCCCCCGAGGAUCCAAGCGUGACAGGGCCCUGGGACAAGAGAGGCAACUGCUCAUUUCUUUCAAAUGUGACUGGAUGAUCCGGCCUCUCCCUACAUUUGAUAGUUCUCAGAAGUGCGCCAUGCCUUCUAACCUGUUCACAGAGCUGUGCAAUCAUUGCCGUAAUCUAAUUGGUUCAGGAAACAUAGAACGCCAGAUGGAGCUUGCUGCGAGAAAGACCCAGGUUCAAAUCCUUGUUUCUGCCACGGACAAGCUGUGUGAUCUUGGGCAAGUGUCUGAAAAAUCUGGUGCCUUUGUUUUUCGUGGCUCCCUGGAGAUCAUCCAGUUACACCCAGCGGAAGAAACUGAGGCCCAGGGAAGUGAGUGUAACACGUUGCUUUCUCUUCGCAGAUUCUUUCUCAAAUUUUUCCUCAAGUGCAAUCAGAAUUGUUUGAAAACAGCAGGAAACCCGAGGGACAUGAGAAGGUUUCAGGUCGUGUUGUCAACAACGGUGAAUGUGGAUGGACACGUGCUGGCUGUUUCUGACAACAUGUUUGUUCAUAACAACUCCAAGCAUGGACGGCGAGCGAGAAGGCUGGACCCGUCAGAAGCUACCCCCUGCAUCAAAGCCAUUAGCCCGAGCGAAGGCUGGACCACGGGAGGAGCCAUGGUCAUCAUCAUUGGAGACAACUUCUUUGAUGGCCUCCAAGUGGUGUUUGGGACCAUGCUUGUAUGGAGUGAGCUAAUAACUCCUCAUGCCAUCCGAGUGCAGACUCCUCCCCGGCACAUCCCUGGAGUAGUGGAAGUGACAUUAUCUUAUAAAUCCAAGCAGUUCUGCAAAGGAGCUCCUGGGAGGUUCAUUUACACAGCAUUAAAUGAACCCACCAUAGACUACGGUUUCCAAAGACUGCAGAAAGUCAUUCCAAGGCAUCCUGGGGACCCAGAGAGAUUAGCUAAGGAAAUGCUGUUGAAAAGAGCUGCGGAUCUGGUGGAGGCCCUCUAUGGCACACCACACAAUAACCAGGACAUCAUUUUGAAGCGGGCCGCAGACAUCGCGGAAGCCCUGUACAGCGUCCCCAGGAAUCCCAGCCAGAUCCCAGCUCUCUCCAGCUCUCCGGCUCACGGUGGCAUGAUGGGCAUCAAUUCGUACGGCAGCCAGCUUGGCGUCAGCAUCUCAGAGUCAACACAGGGAAAUAAUCAAGGGUACAUCCGCAACACAAGCAGCAUCUCUCCGCGGGGCUACUCUUCCAGCUCCACCCCCCAGCAGUCUAACUACAGCACCUCCAGUAACAGCAUGAACGGCUACAGCAACGUCCCCAUGGCCAACCUGGGCGUCCCCGGGUCACCAGGAUUUCUAAACGGCUCCCCCACAGGCUCCCCGUAUGGAAUCAUGUCAUCAAGUCCUACUGUUGGAUCUUCUAGCACGUCCUCCAUCCUUCCAUUUUCCUCUUCAGUUUUUCCUGCUGUCAAACAGAAGAGUGCCUUUGCCCCUGUCAUCAGGCCACAAGGCUCCCCUUCACCUGCCUGCUCCAGUGGCAAUGGAAAUGGAUUCAGAGCCAUGACUGGACUUGUCGUGCCCCCGAUGUAAAGAAGAGGAACUGCUUUCUUAUAGCACAAAACUACUUACUCUGAUGGACCAAUACUGAAGAAAGCGCUAUGAGCUCUUUGGGGAGAGUUGUGCCCCAGAACGAACAUGACGGACAGACUUGGGUGUGCAAGGAGCCGCAUCUCACCUGGCCUCCCGCUUCCUGGAUAGCUCUCAUGGUGGCUACACAAACUGAACCUCUUGGGGACAAGGACAAAAGAUGUCAUUGACGUAGUCAGUGCUAAGAGCAGAAAUGCAAUUCUUUGUUAUGAACAUUAUGAGAACCACCUUCCUAUGUUUGUAAAAUAUUUAAGAAAAAAAAUUGGCAAACAAUUCAUGCUUAAUAUUUUGGAUACUAUUUGUUUUUCUUUGUAGGAAAAAAAAAGUUGAAAGUUUCUAUUUUCUAUGAAGCCUUUCAGAUACCAAUUUAGUUUAUGCAGAAAAAAAAAAAAUUGAACACAACAGGGUACCAGCAUGGAAGACAUUCUUAAACGAAACCUGAACUGAAUGAUGAAAUGUUGUAUGUGUGUUUGCUUAUAGUUUAAUCUCUUUAAAA
Lynx canadensis (Canada lynx) is the source of this 2191-nucleotide messenger RNA. RefSeq names its product EBF transcription factor 2 (gene EBF2). The transcript has 13 exons. Bases 1 to 1638 code for a protein of 545 amino acids. The record is from RefSeq and is a predicted model, not a curated record. Gene Ontology annotation, biological process: regulation of transcription by RNA polymerase II. Lineage: Eukaryota; Metazoa; Chordata; Mammalia; Carnivora; Felidae. Gene Ontology annotation, molecular function: RNA polymerase II cis-regulatory region sequence-specific DNA binding; DNA-binding transcription factor activity, RNA polymerase II-specific.